Daucus carota subsp. sativus is the source of this 660-nucleotide messenger RNA. RefSeq names its product secreted RxLR effector protein 161-like. Bases 1 to 660 code for a protein of 219 amino acids. The record is from RefSeq and is a predicted model, not a curated record. Lineage: Eukaryota; Viridiplantae; Streptophyta; Magnoliopsida; Apiales; Apiaceae. The transcript has 2 exons.
AUGCGCACGCUAGCAGAAGCAAGCAUAAAGUUCAGAAUUGAUUCAACGAGGGAGUCGGUAAAUCCGACAUUGUUCAAGAGUUUGGUUGGAAGUCUGAGGUACCUAACUUUUACUCGUCCGGAUAUCAUGUAUGCUGUCGGACUGGUUAGUAGGUACAUGGAGAAGCCGAAACAAGAUCAUUUCAUGGCGGCUAAAAGAAUUUUGAGAUAUAUUAAAGGCACACUUAGUAAUGGCUUAUUUUACACUCAUUCUCAAGAUUCAAAAUUAGUUGGCUAUUCAGAUAGUGAUUAUGGUGGAGAUUUGGAUGACGGGAAAAGCACAUCGGGAUAUGCUUUUCAUAUUGGCUCGGCAAUAUUCUCAUGGUCAUCAAAGAAGCAACAAACAGUCGCUCUCUCAACAUGUGAGGCAGAAUACAUCGCAGCAGCAGCGUGCGCAUGUCAGGCUAUUUGGUUAAGCUAUAUUUUGGGCGAGUUAAAUCUUAUCAAAGAAGAACCGGCUCUGAAUGAAUGUGAACCAAAGAAAGAAGCAGCUGCACAGCCUGGAGGAGUCAAACGGGAAGAUAGAAUAACUCCUAGAAUUAAGGUAGGCUGGCUGUUAGAAUUUGAAAAUGAAAAGCUGGCCAGGAAACCAGGAAUUAAAUAUGAUGUACGUAAGGCAUGA